Diorhabda carinulata is the source of this 5227-nucleotide messenger RNA. RefSeq names its product glia maturation factor beta (gene GMF). Gene Ontology annotation, biological process: actin filament debranching; negative regulation of Arp2/3 complex-mediated actin nucleation. The transcript is spliced from 3 exons. Gene Ontology annotation, molecular function: actin binding; Arp2/3 complex binding. Lineage: Eukaryota; Metazoa; Arthropoda; Insecta; Coleoptera; Chrysomelidae. Gene Ontology annotation, cellular component: actin cortical patch. The record is from RefSeq and is a predicted model, not a curated record. The coding region runs from base 127 to 552 and encodes 141 amino acids.
UAAACAACGCCCCAUAACCCCAAAUCAUUUACUGUCAUACCUUUUAGGUUAAGUUAAUGUUUUUGGCAUUGUUUUUGUACUAAUUUAAAAAUUUAGGUUACAAGAAAUUGUCGAAAUUAUUAAAUUAUGUCGGGAGGAAGUGUAAACAUAUGCAGCGUAACUCCGGAAGUUAAGCAAGCAUUAAAGGAAUUUAGAUUCAGAAAAUCUAAUGACACAGCAGCCUUAGUCCUUAAAGUUGAUAGGGAAAAGCAAGAAAUUAUUAUAGAUGAAAAAAUUGAGGACAUUUCUGUUGAUCAGUUACAGGAAACUUUACCUAGCCACCAACCUCGUUAUAUUAUCCUAUCAUAUAGACAAGAACAUAAAGACGGAAGAGUUUCUUACCCUUUGUGUUUCAUUUUUUUUACACCAAGAGAUAGUCACGCGGAAUUGCAGAUGAUGUAUGCGGGAUCAAAACUAGCCUUACAACAAGAAUCUGAACUCACUAGAGGAUAUGAAAUUAGAGAGUUGGAAGAUUUAACAGAAGAAUGGUUGUUGGAAAAAUUGGGAAAUUAAUAGGUAGGCCUAUUAUUUACCAUUUAAAAAUUAAAUCAAAAGUAAACAUAACAAUUUAUUUGGUAUCUUGAAAAAGUUUUUAUUUGAACAUUACAUAUACUUUUUAAUAAUAUUAUUUACCAUUUUGUUAUUUUUUAUACACAUAUGUAUACAUCAAAUUAAGAAAUGAAAAAUUGAUAGUUUCAGAAAUUUAUGAACAAAAUGAGCUUUAUUCAAUAACAUUCUAUUACAAAUAAUCUUUUGUUCUAUAACAGAAAUUGAAACAUUAAUUAUAAAUUAUUUUUAAUUAAUUUAAUUAAUAAAUUUAUAAUUUUAAAUAAGUAAUAUUUAUUAAUUAAUGAAAUAACAGUCAAAAUCAAUUAUUCUGCAAUGGCAUAAAAAUUCCUAAUGAUAUUCAAAACUUUUCCUUGUGGUUUUAAAUUAAGUUUAAGUUGAAAAACUCUUACUUAUAAGAUUAAUUUCAAUAUUCAAUAUCUAUUUGGUCCUAUUUUUCUAUAGUUGUCUUACUAUUUCUAAAGACAACUUCAGGGAACUGAAAAAUGUAAAAUUCAGGCUUAAUUCCCUUUUAAAACUCUAGGCUGUUAAUUAGAAACAAAAUUUGGUUUUUAUUUUUAAUAUUGGGGACUUUUAUUGUAUCCUCUAUCUGUUAGUUACUUGAAUGAUCUCACCAGAAUAUAUUAUUUCAAGAAUCAUGGCUGUACUGAUAAACAAACAAUCUGCCAUAGUGAAAAUUUUAGAAAUUACUUUAUACAUCUACUACUUAAGUCUUCAAAUAAUGCCAUAAUUUGAAUGUCUGUUGUUAUGUCUAGUUCCUACUUUCUUUCUCUUUGGUUUCCAUUAUAGCCCAAAUCACUUCAUAGGUGCACUCUUCUGAUUCUAACAAGCCUUCCAUCAUGUUGGCAAUAUUCAAAAUUUCUGGGUAUACAAGUUUUUCAUAUCUUCCCCUCUGGAGCAGUCUUUCACACUGCAGUAGAGGCAUUUAGGAAUGUCUUAUCUCUGCCUGGUAUAAAGCUACCUGUGAAAGCAUCCAUGGCCUGUGAGUGCUUAUGUUAAGAAGUAGUCUGUUGUUUCUUGUUUAUUCAGACUUCAAUAAUAGGGAUGAGUCAGCGGGUCCAUCGGUCAUAUGUUCCGUUGUCCGAUUUCCCUUGCCUAUUGAUAAUAUUUGUUCUUCCAUCUUCCUUCGACACUCCGUCGUACAUGUCUUUUCUUCUCUUUUAAUCGGAGCUCCAUAGGAGUCAACCCUGUGAUUACCCCUAUUCCUUCAGCACCUGUAUUAGCCAUAAAAGGCAAAUUUUUUGUUUGUCAGUAUAUUCACAUUUUUAAAUACAUAUUGUUCAUAAUUUAAGUGCCACAAUUUAUAAUUCCAUGUAAUACUUUUUGAAUAUUUUUUUUGUAUAUUUAAGUAUUGAUUUUUUAACAUGUACAAUAUGGAUCAAUUCAUUCACAAAGCAAUAAAUGAUCUUAUUAAUGAAAUCUGAUCUCAAACGUUCCUAUUCGAAUUUAGUUUGAUAUCAAAUUUAUAUUUAAACGUGUUCUCAGUGAUUUGAAUUGGCAAAUAUCAAAAUAUAUUUUUAAAUUGUCUAGACAAGGAAAUCAUAUAGAAUUUGUUCCUUUUCUGGUUGAAAUUAAAAAUAAAACUUAUUUUGUAAUCGUCGAGAUUAAGCCUAUUUAUUAAUAUUUCAUUAUAUCCAUCAAUAGUAUUAUUCAGUCGAUUUAAAUUAUAACAUUAUUUUGUAUCUCAUGUACAGGGUGGUUUAUUAAAAGAUAGAUCCAUUGAUAAGUAUGUAAUAAGUUACAGUUUUUACUUUGGGUAAUGGGUCAAUCAUUUUUUGAAACACCCUAUAUAAUUAUGAUUGAUUUGUUGAAACGGAAGAUUUUUAUAGUGAUAAUUUGAAUAUUGGGUUGACAGAAAUUUAACCCACGAGAACCCAAAUAAUUGACAAAAACUAGUUGACAAAAAUUUUUGUUAUUAAACUAAUACAAAAAAUAUUUUUUUUAUCUGGCACACUUAUCAGAAAGUGGUCGAGUCUGUCGUAUCUGAUGUCAUCACUUUCCCUGUUAAUUUCCGUUUAUUGGUGGAAACAUGGCCCCUUCUGAGCCAUGAGAACACAGGCACAGUUUCCAGGGCCUCCUUCUCCAAAGAAUCUGUCUGCAAUAUUGCUACUUGUAUUUUUGCAAAACUCCUUAAAGUUCUUUUUUCCAUUUGGUAUGUUAGCAGAGUUUUUUCUUUUUGCAGAAGAAAAAAAGAGAAUUUUUGUGCCACUUAAAAUAUUAUUUUUAUAUUUAAUCCUGUCUGGCUCUUAAUCAUCAGUUGACGCGAGGAAAUUCUGCAAAUGCUUCCCAUUGCUUUUAAUCAAUUGACCAGAUUCUCCAAACAGUAUUAAAUCAAACUGCCAUUUUUUUAUAUAAUUUGUAGCGUCACUUAUGUUAACUUCAACUGUUUCCAAAAACAAUGAAGUAUUAGACAUCAUUCCAACAAAAUCUCUAAAGGCAUGCAAAAAAAAACACAGUAUCAUACAGCAACAAAUCUUUUAAGAUUGAUUUAGCUGUAGUUUUAACACUGGCUGUGUAGGUGAUGCUUUUAAAGAUUUCUGUUUGAACCGCUUCUGUAAUAUAUGAUUUUCCUUUAGUAUUGAUAUCGUUGGUUAUAUCUUCUUCAGUAAGACCAAUUCUAUGCCCAUCUGCUAAAACCAAUUCCUGCCAGCUGCUAAUUGGCAACCAGGAAGCCUAUCUAUGUUAGAAUCAUUGUAAUUUUCAUCCACCAGUAAGAAAACUGGGUUCGGGGGGUUCAAUAUAUAUUGAGUCCACUGGUAGUUCAUCAGAAUAUACAAUUUGAAGUGAUUUCUCUAAAGAAAAGCCGCGUUUGAAAAAAAAAUGUGAAAAAUUUGCAUAUUAUUUCACAUCGAAACUUUGUUGUUGUUUGUAGAGUUGCCAUAUUAAACUAAACAAGUGCAGGUGUUACGCAAAUCGGUAUUAUCAAUAAAUUUUCUUAUAGAAACAUGUUUUUAAAUACCACAACACAAAAGUAUGAAUAUUUGUUUCUGGUGAAAUGAGAAUUUGUACUUAUUCGAACCGUAUGUCUAUUUUUAUCGGCACCACCACGAGAAGUUCCAUUAACCUGCUGAUAAACAGCUAUUUGACCGCUAUCUGCAAGUUGCCAUGAAUAAAGAAGACGUUAUACACAGCCAAGUACAUAUAUAUGCUGCCAUCUAUCCAAUACUUUCUUAAAUUUUUUUGAAAUUUGCGCAUUUGGCAGCACUAGACCUUGAUGGGUUGAAAAUAUUUGUCAACGAAUAGUUUUUUUCUUGUUAAUGGAAACAAAAUAUUUUAUUUAUAUCAUAAAAUAACAAAUAAAUGCUAAUAUAUUCUAGAAUUAGUAAAAAAUUGUUCCAGUAUUUGUCAAUUGAAUUAAAUUAAAAAAUAUAGAUUGUUAAAUGUGAAUAUUACUUUUUGCUAGCUACGUCACUGAUGAUAAUGUCAAUUUUCUAACACAAACAUCAUUUUUUUAUUUUAAACAAAUUCUCUUUAAACUUUCAUUUCAGUAAAUUCUGAUCAAUGUUAUUAUUCUAUAAUUUCAGGAUUGCAAAUAAUAACAAAUUUUGUUUUAACAACCUGUAUUCAACUUAUUUGAGCUGUUUUAAGAGACCUGAAGGUUUCAAAAUGAUGUUCAUUAUCUUUUCUACGAUAGCUGUUCAAACAGAAAGAUACAACAUCAAUGUUACUACCCAGCCAUUUACAAUAGAAGAAUCAAAGUUUACCAUUUCAAGUCAAAAAGAUUCGAGUCUUAGAUUGGACUCUUCAGAUCAACCAUCUUCCUAACAUACCGUCCAUAUCAAUAAAUCUCUUCCAAUACCACUAGAAUGGAAACAUCCAAAAUUUCUAUCCAAAAAAAAAGAGUCCAUGUGGACUGACGGUUUGUUAGAUGUUUGCCGUGCGUAUUUAUGAAAUAAUGAUUGUUCCUCGUAUAACUGUUUUCUGAAAUUGAUAUUGGAAGAACUAUACAUGGCGUGAUAUAAUUUAAAAAUUUUUGUGCGUUUCCUUUUAAUCUUUCCGGUUAAGUUUAGUCAGUUAAGGUCGAAGUUUUUUACAAUUUUGCUAAUUCUGCUAGUCUAAUUUACAAACUUUGAAUUGCAUUAGAAGAUCUAAGUAUAGUAUUAAUUUAGACAAAUAUUUAACAAUGUUUUUUGUGAUAACAAAAUAUAUGAAUUGACAAAUAUUUGAACGAAUUUAACAAAUAUAAUACGAGCUUUAUAUGUAUAUUUUUUAAAAAAUUUGAUUAGUCUUUUGUUGGGGGAAGUUUCUAAUUGUUAAUGAUGACCACUUCAGUAUUAGUUCUUUUUACAAAUUAUUUUUAUAUUGGGAUUUUUUUAUUAAUCUAAAUAUCGAUUUAUGUAAGACCUAACAGAAUGCUAAUUAAAAAAAAGAAAGAAAACGUAGCGUACAUUAGAUAGGUACCUGAAAAUAUAAAUUUAACUUGUUUGAAUAUAUUUUAUAUCAAUUAAUAUAAAACUAUAUUGAUGUAUAGAAAUCUAACAAUUUAACUUGCCAAAAAAACUGUUGAAUACAUUCCAAAGUUAACCAAAUACUUGUGUAUACAAUGUAAGUAAGAAACAUAAAAACAGAAAUAUUAUGGAAUGCAGUUUUGAUAAUUAGCAUAAUAAAACAACUAAUACAA